This is a messenger RNA of Gamsiella multidivaricata, 740 nucleotides long. RefSeq lists its product as uncharacterized. Gene Ontology annotation, biological process: mitochondrial respiratory chain complex IV assembly. The transcript has 3 exons. The record is from RefSeq and is a predicted model, not a curated record. Gene Ontology annotation, cellular component: mitochondrion; mitochondrial inner membrane. Bases 113 to 412 code for a protein of 99 amino acids. Lineage: Eukaryota; Fungi; Mortierellomycota; Mortierellomycetes; Mortierellales; Mortierellaceae.
ACAGGCACAGCGCCAUGCUGAUCAGUACCCAGGCCCCACGUUCUUCAUUCGACCUCUGAACCAGAAGCGAGGAUACAGCUCAACACACAUAAAUAAUCAGGACUCGUGCAUCAUGUCAGGGAUCAACAACAAUAAGGACAAGGAAUCACUGCCAGAGAUUCCAAUACCUGUACUAAAUGACCCAAAGCCAGCACCUGACAGAGAUCAAGUCGUGUCUGCAUUUAAGACAUUGGAACCAACACGCGAUUUUUCGACCAUGAAAAAGUCACCUUGUGCAAAGGAAUCUUUUAUCGAUGGCGCGGCGCUAGGUUUGGGUGUAGGAUUACUGAAGGCGAUGCGGUCUGGAGUCGGGCGAUCAGCAGCCAAUUGGGGAUUCGGUGCUUUUGUCUUGAUGACCGUCGGAACAUGGUAAACCCCUAUGGACCUGGUCAUAAUGCAAUUUAAGCAACAUAUUAAGGCCCUGACAUCUGAUCAUAACGUUUGGGACCAUGUAGGGAAUACUGUCAUUUCAAGAUUCGCCAGAAGCGCCAGAUUAUGGCCUCAGGACAAAUGCCGGUUGUGAGCACGAUUGACUUGGAUGCAGCAAAGAGACGUGAGGCCAUUGCAGCGCGGCAAAGGGACGUAUGAGCGAGUGGAGAGAGUGGUGCAUCACUUGAUAUGUUGCAGUUGCAUAAAGCAGCACGAAGUUGCUCAGUCGAUUGUGUAAUAAAUCAUUUCAGCGAACAUGACGAGACUCAGUG